AUGGCAUCAUGCCGUACGGGAGAAAAGAACGAAUCCAUUGUUCCGGUACGUCUCAGCGAUAUAAAGAGGGAAAAGCAUGUCAACUUGCUGCACAUUUCGAAUCCUCAACGAGACCACAACACGGGACAUUUUGCUUGGAUUAAGGAUUUAUCUCGACUCAUGAGUUCUCAAUUGAGCAAGAAAAAAGCCAGAAAAUACAUUUGCGAUCGAUGCCUGCACUAUUUCCAUUCCAACGAGAAACUAGAGAGUCACACCACAGACUACGAAAAAUUAAACGACUGCGCCAUCCUGCCACCCAGCGAGGACAACAAGUGGCUAAACUUUCGCAAUUACAGCAGAAAGGAGCGAGUUCCAUUUGUGGUGUAUGCCGACCUUGAGUGCAUCUUACAGAAGACGGUAAGUGAGAAGGAAGAGGAGGGAUGUACAUCGCACGCGUAUCAGCAUCACAAAGUAUUUAGUAUAGUAUAUUACUUGCGUUGCUCGUACGACGAUUCGUUAUCAUAUUUUCGGAGCCGCGAUACGAAUUGUAUUUUGUGGUUCGUCGAGCAACUAGAAAAGUUAGCACACCGUGUAAAAGAAAAGUUAUCAACCAAUGUCGACAUGGAAACUUUGUCGAAGGAACAGUUUUCACAAUUUAUCUGGUUGUGA
This is a messenger RNA of Odontomachus brunneus, 648 nucleotides long. RefSeq lists its product as uncharacterized. The record is from RefSeq and is a predicted model, not a curated record. The coding region runs from base 1 to 648 and encodes 215 amino acids. The transcript has 3 exons. Lineage: Eukaryota; Metazoa; Arthropoda; Insecta; Hymenoptera; Formicidae.